Messenger RNA from Dioscorea cayenensis subsp. rotundata (Guinea yam), 1111 nucleotides. RefSeq names its product rac-like GTP-binding protein 5. The transcript has 7 exons. Gene Ontology annotation, molecular function: GTP binding; protein kinase binding; GTPase activity. Gene Ontology annotation, cellular component: plasma membrane; cytoplasmic vesicle; cell projection. The record is from RefSeq and is a predicted model, not a curated record. Gene Ontology annotation, biological process: small GTPase-mediated signal transduction; regulation of actin cytoskeleton organization; establishment or maintenance of cell polarity. Lineage: Eukaryota; Viridiplantae; Streptophyta; Magnoliopsida; Dioscoreales; Dioscoreaceae. The coding region runs from base 286 to 879 and encodes 197 amino acids.
GGUUCGUUGCUUUCCUUUCCGUCCAUUUCUCUCUCGAAGGUGUGCAUCUCUUUCUCUUUCUCUCUGUGUUUCUUCGAGGAUUGAGGGAAAAAUUGGGGAUUUCUAGGGGGAUCUAGCUAGGGUUUGUUCGAUUUUGGGUUUAAUUGGGUGUUUUGUGGAGGAUUUGGGGUUGAUUUUGGAGAAAUGUGGGUGAUUUUUGGGAAUUGGCAGAGGAUUUUGUGAAGAAGAGGUGGGAUUGGCGCUUGAUUUGGUUAUCUGGGAGUCGGAGGGAGGAGAUCGGCGGAGAUGAGCGCGUCGAGGUUCAUAAAGUGCGUCACGGUCGGAGAUGGAGCUGUUGGGAAGACCUGCAUGCUCAUUUCUUAUACCAGCAACACCUUCCCCACGGAUUAUGUGCCCACAGUAUUCGACAAUUUUAGUGCAAAUGUUGUGGUUGAUGGUAGCACCGUGAACCUUGGCUUGUGGGAUACUGCAGGACAGGAGGAUUAUAAUCGUUUGAGACCCUUGAGCUAUCGUGGAGCUGAUGUUUUUCUGCUAGCUUUCUCCCUUAUAAGCAAGGCAAGCUAUGAGAAUGUUGCGAAGAAGUGGAUUCCUGAACUGAAGCAUUACGCCCCCGGUGUUCCCAUAAUUCUUGUUGGAACAAAACUUGAUCUUCGAGAUGAUAAGCAGUUCUUUGUCGAUCACCCGGGAGCUGUGCCCAUCACCACUGCUCAGGGAGAAGAGCUUAAGAAGGUAAUAGGCGCGCCAUACUACAUUGAAUGCAGUUCGAAAACACAGCAAAAUGUGAAGGCAGUGUUCGACGCCGCAAUUAAGGUUGUGCUUCAGCCUCCGAAGCAAAAAAAGAAGAAGAGAAAGGCACAGAAGGGAUGCUCCAUUUUGUGAUGGAAGCAACAGAAGAAAGAAAAAAGAAUGAUGCGCCACCUGCCGUCCUUGCAGCUUCUUGCUCUUUCGAAAACAAAUUAGGGCUUGGUGUGUAUAGUCAGCUGACAAAGAAGGUAGCGAGUCUGGAGCCAUCUGAUAAUUUGUUUGCCUUUUGCUGUCUGUGGUGAUCGUUUAUGGACUUUGUUUCAUCGUCGUAGCAUGACUCUCAGAAUUCACAGUGAUGUGACCAAAA